Chelonia mydas (Green sea turtle) is the source of this 7560-nucleotide messenger RNA. RefSeq names its product A-kinase anchor protein 17B. The coding region runs from base 3478 to 6210 and encodes 910 amino acids. The record is from RefSeq and is a predicted model, not a curated record. Gene Ontology annotation, molecular function: RNA binding. Lineage: Eukaryota; Metazoa; Chordata; Testudines; Cheloniidae. The transcript has 6 exons.
GGCUUAUAGCAAUUCAGUGAACGAAAUAAGGUGUACUUGCAAAAGCACUUUUGUGCUGGUAUAGAAAUGUCAUGGAACGCUUCUAAUUGACAUUGCUGUGCUGUCAGAAGAUUCUAGUGUAGACCUGGCCUUACUUUUCUGAGGUUUUAUUGACCAGAAUGUUGCAAUUUGUGGGAAAAUGGCACAUGUUUAUGCACUGGACUGUUCUAGAUUAUAUGGCCUGCUGCACCCCACACUUUAGUCUUGUGGAAAAUUACAUUCUGUGCCAAGGCAAGAUGUAGCAAAACGACAGAAAAUAGUUUUUUUUUUAGAAAAUAGUAGUUUAUCUCAAAGAACACUGGACCAAUAUAGCUGUGAACACAUCAACAGUGUUUGCUUUUUGCAGUAGUUUUGGUUUACGCAAUAAAUACCUUGGCUCUCUAACAAGAAUGGGAUUCAGCCUUACCUGUAUAGUGUACCAAAACUAUACACAUUUUUAAUUUCAGAGAUGAAUUCCAAUACAGUCAGCUUUGCCUGACAAAGCUUUGCUUGGUUCUGAUCUAGCACAAUUCCUCAAUAACAGCAGUGCAGUGCUCCAGCCUCUGUUCUAGCUACUGCUCCAUGAGAAUACUGAUCUUUUUACCUGCAAGAUCGGGCCCUCAUGCUAACUUCUUCUCUAAGAGAGCACGCAAGACCUGCUUCUUGUUGGUACUCUGAUUCACUAGGCCGUUUCUUGCACUGAAGUCUACAUCAUCUUCAAAGUAUACACACUCUGGAGGCAAAGAAGCAUUCCAGGAAUAAUGGCUGCAUGGAAGUGCUCUGCUACAAUUCUCUUUGGGGUUUUUGAAUAUUGUUUAAACUGUACAAUCUCUUGAGUUUCUUGAGCCCCUCUUUGUGUAUAUCUUUCUCUUGGUUUGAGCUGGAUCUCUGAUAAGAUAAUAGCUGAGAAUUUUUUUUCCAACUGCAGCAAGACCUAUGGACCUGAUUAUAUGAUCAGGUGCUGGCAUUUGUUGUAAGGGAUAGAGACACAGGUGGUGGUUUUGCCUACUUUCCUGUUUUCUUUUCCCCUUCCUUGCAAUGUGGGUUGUGGAAUCUCAGAAGUGAGACAGUUGGCUAAGAUUUCCCUGAAAGCUUCUAGCCACUUAAAUACUUGAUGAAAACCUGAGAAGAUCAACGUAUUUGUGUUGUGUGUAAAGACUGCACAUAAGCUUGGUAUUUUAGAAGAAAUCAUACAAAGUAUAAGUAAGUCAGAGUUUGUUAAAUUCCAGUACAGAGCAGGAAGACAGUUUUGGGAGCCUUGGGGAAGGAACACUUCCUACUGUGUAGAAAAAUGGAGGCCCUGGACAAUUUUUACAGGGUCUUGCUAUUCAUCGCUUGGCGGCACCUUCUCAUAGCUCAUCUAGGGAAUUAUUUCUCCACAUCCUGUCCAGCAGUCACGCAGUCCAUUGCUUUAGUCACUCGCUCUGCAGCUGCUCUCCCACUACUCUGGAGCUGUUUUUCAGGGUUGGGUGACAAAUUAUAUAUGUGUUGUUUAUUAUGAUGCUAUGGAAUCCUCCUCCUUCUAAGGGAACCUGAGUUUAUCUUGUUUUUAUAGUUUUAAAAAUAAUGCUAACCAAGUACUGGAAACUUUCAAUUUGCAUGUUGACAACCAUUCCAAAUGGGCAAAUUUUUAGAUUGCUGUAUCAGUUUGAUAUUUCCAGCUGCAGUAGAGUUCCAUUUCUGGAGAAUAACUCCAUGCAGUUCUUCUGUUAGAAGGAAUUUUAAAAGUGAAAGUUGGAUAUCCCAUUUAAAGAUCCUUCAUUGCUAUUGGAUCCCUGAGUAGGUCUGUAUCUAGGCUUAAUUUAAUUUUCUCAUUGAAUCUGGUGAAUAUCCAAAAAUCAUUCACUGAAUACCACUGUCAUAACAUGUGUAUGAUUUCUUCAUAUUUGCUAAAUUUAUGGACAUGUCUUAAAACAUCGUUCCUCAGAGUCCAGUCCAGCCUUUCCUGUUUGUAUUAACCUCAUUCUGAGAUCCAAGGUUAAUUUUUUAUCAACAGUGGCCCCAGUCUUGAGCCCACCUUAUUAAUGAUUUCUACACCAAUCUCUUCACUCCAGGCAGUGUUUUGUUAAACGGUGCUUUUGCAUUGCUUCAAGCCUAAUCUUCCCAACUGGCUAAGAUUGUGUGGUUUAUCUGGUAAAUUUGGUUGGGUUAAGAUCUACAGCUUGACUAACAGCAUUUCUUUCUUGGCAUAGAUAGAUUCUAGCAAUAUUACAUUUCCUUUGAAGUUCGGAAUAUUCUGUAAAAAUCCAUCUGCAUAUAAAUGUCCGGUCUCCAGAAUACUCUCAUGAAUUCAAUUAGGACAACAUAUUUUGUGCUGUUCAUAUUGAUUUCUGGAUUCAUCCACAUGGAUGAUUUUAUAUAUUAAUACGAGCUAAAUUGCAAGCAUUUAGACAAUAUGAGAUCGAUUUCCCUUGUGUGAAUAGAUUGUAUUACUUUAAUGGUAGAGGUUUUAGACGUUUCUUCUCAGUCCUUCACCAGCCACACAUUUCAGUGGUGGUAUUCCUUAGCCAGUAUAAGGUUUGUAUGUUAGUACAAGCAUUGUGAUAUAUGUCAUUAGGGAAACAAUAUCUUUUCUUCACUUCCUGCUUCAGGAUGUUUAUAUAUAGCUGUAAAGAUAUAAUUAGCAUUUCCAGUUUUAUUUUUAAGAUAAAUUAUAGAUUAAAAAAAAGUUUUAGGCUGAUUUAGCGGUUGGUUCAACCAGCAGUAAAUUAACCUAUUUUUUCCCCUUUGUGAGAAGAGAAGAUUCAGUUAGAUAAGGAAAGAACUGAAGACAAACUAGUCUGUACAAACUUGUCAGAACCCCGGCCUUGAUGGCAUCUUGGUGGAAUUCCAGAAGGUUACAAGAACAGUUAAUAACCAGUUUAUUAUACCUUUAUGAAUCAGCAGUGAAGGAUAAUUUAUUAGCACAGAGUGUAAGAACUCAUCUUAUCUCACUGAUUCUGGUGCUUAAAAAGGACCCUGAAUGAUGGAUGAACGAUCACCUGACUUCCCUAAUAAAGAUUGCAAAAUCCUAGCCGAGGUGCUUGCUAACAUAUUUCAGUCAAAUCUGGUAAAACUUGUCCAUCGGAAACAAGGCCAUUUAAGAACAGGCUAUCCAGCAAUUGUGCCAGGUUGCUCUUAGAUUUGAUUAAUUUAUACCUGGUCAUAAUAUAUAGAGCAAAUUAUUAUUUAAUAAUUUAUCUAACCUAGUUCAAGUAAUGACUGCAUUUUUAUUUUAAUUGGAAAAGAAUAUUGCUGUUAGGAAUGUAUUUAACUUCAUUUUUGUUUGGUUACUGUUUUUAACUCCUUCCUGUGCUGUUUGUACACUGAUGUGGGAGAAUGUAUUCCAGGGGUUUUGCCUUGAGGCUCUGACAGGCAUAUUGCAGUAGAAUGUUGACUCUUGUUUUUGUAUUAGUUUGAUGAUAGAAAAGCUGGAGUUAGAAUCUUUUGAUCAUACAUCUUACUAGGGUAUUGGACACAAUGACAAUCACUGUAGUGUAUGAUAACUCUGAAGCUAUGGAGCUCUGUGCUUCUCAGCAUCUGUAUCUUAAACCAGUAGCAAAACUGACUAUCAAUGUGGUGUUUCCAGAACACACAGAAUCUACCCGAUCUUUCUCUAAGUGGGAAGUGAUGGACAAGCUGAAGAACAUGAUUUGUCCAGACCAAUUUACUACUGUUAGGGUUUCAAAGAGCACUAAGGAUUUCAUUCGAUUUGAGGGAGAGGCAGAAACUAAAAGGUUGAUCCUCACACUUAAGGAAAAACUGCAUGGAAAGGUAAUAAAACUGAAUGGUUUCAAAGAUGACUUGAAAGUGAUGGCCACCGAGGCACACACUGACUUUCCAGCUCCACAAGAGUGGGCAUCUUACCUGAAUAAAAGAGAGAUUACGAAUGAAGACCUUACUGAGCAAACCGCUGAUAUUCCUGAUUGCAUCUAUUUUGAAGGUUUGCCAUGCAAAUGGUUUGCACUAAAGGGCUCAAAUAAUGAAAAGCCAAGUGAAGAUGUUUUAAGAGUGGUGUUCGAAAGCUUUGGAAAGAUCAAGAACAUAGAUAUCCCUAUGCUUGACCCUUAUAGAGAAGAAAUGGUAGGAGGAAAUUUAAAUAACUUCCUUUUUGGAGGUCUACAGACAUUUGAAGCUUUUAUCCAGUACCAAGAGUAUACGGCUUUUGUGAAAGCUAUGGAGUCACUUAGGGGAAUGAAGCUGAUGUUUAAAGGGGAUGAUGGAAAAGCUCUGGCAUGUAACAUGAAGGUGACUUUUGAUACAACCAAACAUUUCAGCAAAGGAGCCAUCAAAAAGAGAAGGCUGGAAAGACAAAAGCUGCAAGAGCUAGAGCAAGAAAGAAAAAGGGAAAAAAAGAAAGAGGAAGAGGAGGCUGCAAGAAAAAGACGUGAUGAUGAAAAAAAUGCUCGAGAAAGAAAAAGGAAGGCUAAGCUCAAGAGGAGAGAACACAGGCAGAUAGAUCGGGAUGAGAAACGCCCAAGAAAGCAGCAGAAGGUAACAGCUGAAGAAGAGCAGUGGCCAGAGAAUAUGCCUGAAUGGGAAGAGAGGAAAUAUCUACUAGCUCAGAGAAGAGUGGAGUCUAUAAGGCUGCUUACCGUGCUGUUAAGCCGAGUAAAAGAUUUUGCACAGUUGACCGGCCAAAAAGUGGAGCCCUUGCUGCACCCUGAAGAUAUAAGAAAGGAUUGCUUUCCUGAGACAGAGUUACAAAAUGCAGACAGAGCAGAGCAGAGAGAAUCCCAUUACCAUCUACACAAAAAACUGAAGGAUAAGAAAAAAUUUAGGAGUCAGUUCUUCCAAACGGUUAACACCUCUUUUAGUGAGGAAGAGGUGCCAACUAAUCUGCCUGCAUCACCUUGUCAUCUUGUAAGAACGAUCUUAAAUGAUCCAACUGCAACAGCAAGCACUGGUAAAUUAACUGGCAGGGAUGAUUACAGCUCCUCUGAUGGUGGGACUUUACAGAUUACAGUUACUCAAGACUGCAAGGUUAUAGAAUCCCUUGAGAGAGAGGACUUUCCCCCUUUGAAGACAUUACACUCUGGAACAGUGUCUGAUACAGGGUACUGCAAAAAGCAAAAGAUUUAUGAAACUGAUGAGUUUAUACAUUAUUUAUUAAACUAUUAUCAAACUCCAAGCUACGCACGUGUCUGCCUAGAGCCAAAAAGCACCGUUAGCAAGUCUUGGUGGCAGAGGAUAGUGUCUGAUAAUGGGAAUGGCUUUCAGAUCAACUUGAAGAACAAAUACGGGCAACGCUUUACAGAAGUGAGUUUUGUACAAAACCUUGACAAGGGAAAUUGUAGCGGGGAUGAUAAUUAUAGAUGGGAGAUCACAAUUCGGAAAUCUGAGCCUACAGAGAGUGUGUCAAAAAACAAGGCCUAUGCUGGAGGGUUUACAAAAAAGUUCCAAGUACAGUGGAAUGAUUCACUUGACAUUGCUAACUUACCAUAUGCUGAAUUUAAAAAUUCUUCUUUUGGAAGCACUAAUACUAGUCAUGAUAAAGAAUCCAAACAAGACAAUAACAGAAGAGUAGUUGCCCCACCAUAUAAACCCUCAGGCUCUGCAUACAAAUUAAAGGAUUUAAUGGAAGAGAUCAGUAGUGAUUCUGAGUAUUUUAGUGAGGCAAAGAGAACAGAAAGAAGAUAUAAAGAUGUUUACAGUGAUGGCAAUAAAGCAUGCUCCCUCCCAAGAGAGAUGGAGAGAAAAUUCCUUGUCUGUGUUAAAAAUGUAGGUCAAAAUUAUUCAGAAAAUGAAUCCAGCAAAUGUAGCUUCUGUUCAAAUUCUACCCAUGGUGGCUUGACAAAGCAGUGUAGACAUAAGCUUAAAAAAUCAUUCAAGAGGUGCAGUAGUAAAUUGAGACACGAAGGGCAAAAAAGUGAGUGGAAAUCCAAUGAAGAGGUGAUAAAUACCCACAAAAAGAAGAAAAAGAGAAAAAAGCUCUCCCCUAACAUUUUACCUGAUGAACAUGGAUUCUCUGAAAUGGAUAGUUGGAGACAGUUGGAAUCUCUAAAAAAGAUACAGAGAAAAUGUAGCAAAAUGUUCCACCAUAAGAUGAAAUUCAAAACACUUCAUGUGAUGGCAGCAGCAUCAUCAAAAGAUGCCAUUCAUACUGAUGCCUCUCUGCUGCAGAGAUCUCGCCAAAGGGCAGGAGAUGAGAGGAAAUUAACACUGAGGAAAGAGAUGGAUGCAGAUGUUGGAGGAUGUCUUGUUUCCUGUUGAGUUAACUUAGACAAAUCCAUGCUCUGAUGCUGUCUGUGGAGCAGAACCCAAAAGAGAAUGCUGAUUAGUUGCUAGCUAAUGGAAAUGGGACUUUGAAGCUGCUUACAAAAGCUUCUACCCUGGCUCUCCCCCCAAAAAGGCCUUUUAUAUGGCUCUAAGAAGUGAACUGUAAGGCCAGGUCUUUAGUGAUUAUAAGCAGUCUAAGAUAGUCUAUUUUGUUUAGACUCCUUUAAUGCAUGCUGGAGCGGUAGGACAGUGAAACAAUCAAGUUAGUAUAAGCUCCAAAAAUAGAAUCUGUAAGGAUUUGGCAUUGAUAUGAAACAAGACCAAAGCUAUUGUGAACCAACUGCUGAGAGUUUUGAAGCUUAAUGGGUUGAAGCCUCUGAGUGGCACCCAGCUAAGUCCAGGGGAGCCAUAAAACAUUUGCAUUCUGGUAUCUAGUAAUUAUUAUACAGUUGAAUUGAUUGUGCACAAACCACUUAUACAUAGAUGAAAUAAAUCUGUUAAGUACCCAUAUAUUCAGAGUGCCUCCUCAGUCAUAUUGUUAAUAUGAUGGGAUGGCAAGAGGGUGGGGUAUGGCAACCUUGCAAUUCAGUUGUCGGGGGGGGGGGAUAUGAAAACUUGCACAGUGUGUUUCUAAAUUUGAGAAAAUAAACCCUAGUACAUUUUAACCUUCUCCGAGCAGCUACACUGAGAAAGUUCCUCAGCAUUCCGUUAAAAUUCUAGGAAUGAGCCAGAAAACUUGACAUUUUCUUGGGCUGAUCUAAAUCAUUACACUGCCACUAGAUUUAGCAUUCCUGAGAUGUUGAGUGAGGAUAUUCCAAACAAAGCUCUAAACGUUGAACAAUGAAAGGAGAUGAUUUCAGCAUGCUGACCAUCAGCAUGAAAGAUUACCUUCAAUACAGGGUGAAAAUUGCUUGCAGGAGUUCUCAGACGGGCCUUUCUGGAGGCACAAGCAGUGAGACAGCUACUUAGUUUAAGGUAGCUUACAGAUAAUUCCCAGAGAAGACUUCAUUUUCAAAAUGUUGCUAACUUUUAUAAAUCUCUGCUGCAUGGAGACAUGUGAAAAUGCAGACUAGAAGCUUGACCUAGUAUCUACAUUUAUUCAGUUCUCUCUCUUUAGCAGAUAGCCACAGCUGCUCUUGGACAAAGUCCCUCAUGAAGAUGUAGAUGGAAAUGGAACAGAUUCUGGUCUGAAUUUAGACCAACAUACUUACUGUUUCAGGUUUCAUUUUAGUAGGCUUUAUUUAUUACAUGUCAAGAUACUAAAUGUAAUGUAGCUGCCUUCAUUACAUAGCAUAUCAUUCAUGUUUGUAACCUCUGCUCUAAUAAAGUAGUCGUAAAAAUGUU